UUUUAUUAUAAUUAAAUUAAAAAAUAUGCCUAAUCAAAAGCAAAUGGAAAAUGGAUUGUCUCCCCCAUUAAUUGAGAAUGGUUAUUGUAAUAAUUCAUUAGAAAAAAUCCAAAAACAAAAAAGAAAGAGAACACCGAGGGAAUGGUUUAAAAAAUAUUUUUGGGAAGGUCAAAAACUUCAUGGAAUUAGUGAAGAAGAAAAACAAAUACCUCUUCCUUCCAAUGCCACUUUCGAGCAAAAAAUUCUUAUAAAAUACAAAAACUUUAUUGCUUUACUUAUUCCUUUUUGUGUUGCACAAUUUAUUUGGUGGAGUUCUGCAAUUAAAUACAACUUUUUUUCUCUUUAUUCAACACAUUGGCAAAUGCCAUUAACAAUGGUUGUUGGUUCUAUUAUUGCAGGAAUGACUAGUGAAGGUGGUGGGGCUGUUGCCUUCCCUAUUGGAAUGACAAUGGCAUUUUUUGUUAUUAUUUUUAUGAGAAUUCAAAUUGAGUGGAGGGCUAUUAUAUUUGGAACUAUUGGGGCUAUUCCUGGGGCUUUACUUGGAUUUACUUUAUGUCUCUAUUUUUCUUUUUUAUGUGUCUUUACAUCGUUUGCUGGAAGCGGCGUUGAUAUUUGUACAUUCUCGACUUUAACACUUCUUUUUAGUGUUUCUGAGAAAAUAGCUACUCCAACUACUGUUGUUAUUAUGGCAAUAAAUUCUCAAUUUUGUAUUUAUUGGCGUGCAAUAAUUAUGAGCGAGCCAAUUAGUCAAUUAGCCUAUAAUUAUAUUAAAGUUACAGUCCCGGUAACAAGUAUUUGUGCCCCAAUUGGAAGUUUUCUUGGUUCACAUUUUCACAGACAGGCUUGA
Molecule: messenger RNA, 847 nt
Organism: Meloidogyne enterolobii
Lineage: Eukaryota; Metazoa; Nematoda; Chromadorea; Rhabditida; Meloidogynidae
Source: the annotation of a GenBank genome assembly